Molecule: messenger RNA, 1810 nt
Organism: Cephus cinctus (wheat stem sawfly)
Lineage: Eukaryota; Metazoa; Arthropoda; Insecta; Hymenoptera; Cephidae
Gene: mof
Product: histone acetyltransferase KAT8
Exons: 7
Coding region: 35-1522 (495 amino acids)
Biological process (GO): regulation of DNA-templated transcription
Molecular function (GO): histone acetyltransferase activity
Source: RefSeq, a predicted model, not a curated record
UUAAAAAUCCAGGGAAUAUACAUUCCGCCAUUUGAUGUACCUCAGUAGAUGUCGUUACUAUCGAGCAUUAAAGUAUCGCCGACAGCAUUCCAAAAGGCGUCAGUUCGUAGACCAUAGAGUACCGCUGCGACGCACGUAUAGAAGCAUCGAUAAAAUGGCGGAUGUGGAGCAAAGACCCAAGGAAAGCUCUACGGUUGGAUCAAAAGAAUCAAUGGGCAAGCAGGAAAAACGCGAAAAUACCCUGACAAAUGGUGGCAAAGGCUCUGGAGAUGAUGCAGACAGUCUCGAAGAGUUGCCACUUGACAUCGGCGAACACUAUCUUGUCCGAAGAUCGGAUGACUCCUGGCAUCCUGCUGAGAUCAUUCAGACACGAUAUAAUGAGGCGGAAAGUCAUUACGAGUAUUACGUGCACUACGAGGGCCACAAUAGAAGGUUGGAUGAGUGGGUCCCCAGGGAUAGGAUCAUGUCCAGUAGAUUCGAUAUGAGCGAUCGAACUUGGAAGAAUGGUGACAGAAAUCCAUCAAAUGAUUUACUAGCUGAUUCCUCUGAUAGGAAAAUAACAAGAAAUCAAAAAAGGAGACAUGACGAGAUUAAUCACAUACAAAAAACAUAUGCAGAGAUGGAUCCAACAACUGCUGCUUUGGAAAAAGAACAUGAAGCUAUUACCAAAGUUAAAUAUAUUGAUAGGAUUCAGAUUGGAAGAUAUGAAAUAGACACAUGGUAUUUCAGUCCAUAUCCUGAAGAGUAUGGUAAACAACCCAAAUUAUGGAUAUGUGAAUAUUGUCUUAAAUAUAUGCGCCUUGAAAAAACAUACAGAUAUCAUAUGAGUGAGUGUACUCAUAGGCAGCCAGUUGGGAAGGAAAUAUAUCGCAAGGGAACACUCAGUAUUUGGGAAGUUGAUGGUCGAGAGCACAAAAUUUACUGUCAGAAUUUGUGUUUACUGGCCAAAUUAUUUUUGGAUCAUAAAACACUAUACUUUGAUGUUGAACCUUUCCUAUUUUAUAUCCUCUGUGAAGUUGACAAGCAUGGAGCACAUUUAGUUGGCUAUUUCUCAAAAGAAAAAGAAUCUCCUGAUGGUAAUAACGUCGCCUGUAUUCUGACAUUACCGCCAUUCCAACGACAGGGCUAUGGAAAAUUAUUAAUUGCCUUCAGUUAUGAGCUCAGCCGAAUAGAACAAACAGUAGGGAGUCCAGAAAAACCAUUAAGCGAUUUGGGAAAAUUAUCAUACAGAAGUUAUUGGAGUUGGAUUCUCUUAGAAAUUUUACGUGAUUUCCGAGGGACGCUUAGUAUCAAGGAUCUUAGCCAAAUGACUAGUAUCUCACAGACAGACAUCAUCUCCACAUUGCAAAGUAUGAAUAUGGUGAAAUACUGGAAGGGCCAGCACGUGAUCUGCGUGACGCCAAAACUCGUUGAAGAACACAUAAAAAGUAGUCAGUUCAAAAGACCACGAUUAACAGUAGACAGUAGUGCCCUAAGAUGGGGAGCACCACCACGAAAAAACAUCAAACCAGGAAAGAAGUAGGGCAGAAACACAAAAUGGAAGGAAAAUUGAAUAUUACUUCAGGGUAGCCCUUAGUGUUUGACAGGUGAUUUGUCAAGCUUAUUGUCAUAGGCACCACAUUACAUAGACUGUACAUUUCAGAAUUAACCGUUGCAAAGAGACUCAUUGUGAAAUGAGACUUUUUUUCUUUUGUUGUCGUUAUUCUGAACAAAACCAUUAGAGUGUGUGAGAAAAAUGCAUUUUUUUUAUACAGAAUCAAGAGCAAUUAUGUGAUAUAAUAAUAAUAAUAAUCCAGUUUUUCAAACGAAA